Molecule: messenger RNA, 978 nt
Organism: Ylistrum balloti
Lineage: Eukaryota; Metazoa; Mollusca; Bivalvia; Pectinida; Pectinidae
Exons: 3
Coding region: 86-628 (180 amino acids)
Cellular component (GO): plasma membrane
Source: RefSeq, a predicted model, not a curated record
AACAAUUCAUACAUGCUAGUUUGUGAACGUGCCUGUUUCGGCUCGGACGUUUAGGCCCCUCCGUACCCCUAGAAAGAUAUACGCCAUGCUGGUGGUACCAUUCUACAUAAAACUGGCCCUGGGCUUUCUGCUGGCCGGCUUUGUGUUUCACCUGAUAGGGUUCACGACGCCUUACUGGACAGUCUACGAUUCUAUCUACGGCAGCGUGAACAACGGACUGUGGACUAGCUGUUGGUAUACGAGAAAUGGGCACUCAUGUCAUUCGUAUACAGCCAACACUACCAUCAACGCUGUCCGGGCUUUUGAGGUGCUGGCCUUCCUCAUGUUUAUUGCCAUCGUUGUGUUAUUGAUUAUCUAUCUGAGUACUCUUAGAACCAAUCUCCAGCUCGCUAGUAUCAUCUGUACAUUUAUACUGGUGGCUUUCAUCAUCCUGGGUGCUAUAAUCUAUGGCUCGGAGAGUAGUAAUCUCCACUGGUCAUUUGCUCUCUGUAUCAUUGGUGCCAUACUUGCCUUCGUAGCUGGUAUCCUGCUCAUCAUCUACCGCAUGCGUGGUGUAACCAUGGUGACGGGUGGUGCUUCCACUACGCGUACAACUAGAACCGUCACCACCACUGUGACAGUUCGGUGAAGUGAUGGUAAAGUCACCGUUUAUUUCCAAAGGAACGGGGACAAAUGGAGAUGAUUCUGUACCAAGUGAUUUUGAUACUGUGCACGUUGUUGAAAAAAUAAUAGUACAAGAAAAAGUUAUCAAAAUCGAUCCAUGUUUUUUUCCACAUUGCUUUGUGAAUUAGAAGAGUAGUUUAUGUAAAUAAGUAAAUGUCAGUUAUAAUAUGAUGUUUCUGGACACGGACGAACUGUAGGUACAUUGUUAAACGUACACUAUGUUCCAUGAAUUUGAACAAAAAAGUGCAAACAAUUGCUAGAAAAAUCGAGAAAUUUUAAUAAAAUAUCUCAAAUCCUUUACCGUAUAUUAUUUAA